Tetrahymena thermophila SB210 is the source of this 444-nucleotide messenger RNA. RefSeq lists its product as hypothetical. The transcript has 3 exons. NCBI's taxonomy places the organism in Eukaryota, Ciliophora, Oligohymenophorea, Hymenostomatida, Tetrahymenidae. The record is from RefSeq and is a predicted model, not a curated record.
AUGAGCAAAGAAAUACAAAAUAAUUAAACAAAUAAUUCAAUCAAAUUACUUUAGCUUUAUUUAAAGGAUCAAAAGUAGGCUUUAAAACUUGGCUUUAAUUCUACUAAAAUACAACUUUAUUUAGAAUAAAAGAAUUAUGGCUAGGCUUGCUUAAAAAAUUUUUAAAUUGCUUUGGUGCAGUUUUAGGAUCUUAAAAAUCUCACACUCGAAAUGAUUAAUUGCAAGAUUUAAGGAUAGCAUAUGGAAUAAUUCAUCAGUUCGCUUCAUAGUUGCCCUAAUAUAAAAUAUCUUCAUUUAAAUUUCAAGUGGGUUAAUAUUAAAAAAAUUGAUUUUACAAUAAUGAGAAUUUACUCUUUAUAAAUAGACUUAGUUAUCUACAAUAGAAGAAUAUCUUUUCUAAUAUUCACAAAAUGUAAAAUUUAACAUCCUUAAAGCUAAAUUUGA